Molecule: messenger RNA, 937 nt
Organism: Nanorana parkeri
Lineage: Eukaryota; Metazoa; Chordata; Amphibia; Anura; Dicroglossidae
Exons: 2
Coding region: 56-931 (291 amino acids)
Molecular function (GO): oxidoreductase activity
Source: RefSeq, a predicted model, not a curated record
CGGCUCCUCCCCGUCCCCAGUCAUGUGAUCUCCUCGUGUGCCGUGGAAUGCUGAAAUGGAGCAGCGCAGAGUUCUACAGCCAACUGUGACAUUAAACAAUGGCGUUAUCAUGCCUCUCCUUGGUCUGGGCACAUUUCGUUUACGCGGACUUGAAAAUGUUAUUCAAGCUGUAGAUGCUGCAUUGAAAUAUGGCUAUCGUUCAUUUGACACAGCUUCUGUCUACCGCAAUGAGGGUGAUCUCGGCAAGGCUUUGCGCCAGCUUUUACCUAAAUAUGGCUUAAGCCGCGCUGAUGUCUUCAUUACAACUAAAUUAGCCCCUGUAGAUAUGGGCAAGGGAGCACGUGAGGCUUGUCUGAAGAGCCUGGCUGAACUAGGAUGCCAAUACUUGGAUCUCUUCCUGAUUCAUUGGCCAGGUAAGCAGGGGUGGCGAAGUGAUGAUACCCGGAACCAUGAAGCAAGAGAAGAGAGCUGGAAAGCUAUGGAGGACCUGUAUCAAGCUGGCAUUAUUAGGGCACUGGGAGUAUCUAACUACACAACAUCUCACCUUACAGAGCUGCUUGGAUCAUGUCGCAUAUCACCAGCAGUGUUGCAGGUGGAAUUUCAUCCAUGCCUACCACAAUUUGACCUUUUGAAUUGGUGUAAAAAGCAUGAGAUCCAUUUCCAAGCCUACUCCUCUUUAGGAUGUGGUGAUCUACUGAAAAAGGAUGAAGUGACUAAGGUUGCAAAUAUCCACGGACAUUCCCCUUCCCAGAUAUUGCUUCGGUGGGCUCUCAGACAAGGUGUUGGAGUUAUUCCCAAGGCUUCAGCCCCUGAAAGAAUAAAGGAAAAUAUUGGGGUUUGGGACUUUGAAUUGACUGACGAAGAAGCUGAGAUACUCAGAGGAGAUGGCACAGAGAAGAGAUAUUGCUGGGAUCCCACUGGAGUAGUAUAGGACUCU